AUGUUACUUCCUUCUUUACAUUUUCUUCUUCAUAUUCAAAAUGUUUACAUCAUAUCUUCCUUCUCUUUCUUUUUCACAUCCUUAUUCCGUUUUCAUUUUUAUUUAUUCUUCUUCCUUACACUGCUUUAUAGUCUCGUUCAUGUCUUCCUGAAGAAAUUCCUCCAUUUUAUUAUUCCUAUCUCUUUCAUUUUCUUUCUUCAAACUGCUAUCUUUUUCAUUUUUUUUCUCCAAACCGCUUUCUUUUUCAUUUUCUUUCUUCAAACUGCUUUUUUUUCAUUUUCUUUCUUCAAACCGUUUUCUCUUUCAUUUUCUUUCUUCAAACAGCUGUCUCUUUCUUUUUCUUUCUUCAAACCGCUUUCUUUUUCUUUUUCUUUCUGCAAACUGUUUUCUCUUUCAUUUUCUUUCUUCAAACCGUUUUCUCUUUCUUUUUCCUUCUCCAAAACGCUUUCUUUUUCAUUUUCUUUCUUCAAACUGCUUUCUUUUUCAUUUCUUUCUCCAAACCGCUUUCUCUUUCAUUUUCUUUCUUCAAACAGCUGUCUCUUUCUUUUUCUUUCUUCAAACCCUUUCUCUUUUUUUUCUUUCUUCAAACCGCUUUCUUUUCUUUUUCCUUUCAAACCCUUUCUUUUUCAUUUUUUCUUUCUUCUUUCUUUUUUUUUUUUCUUUCUCAAACAGCUGUCUCUUUCUUUUUCUUUCUUCAAACCCUUUCUCUUUCUUUUUCUUUCUUCAAACCGCUUUCUCUUUUACGUUCUUUCUUGUUCUUCUCUUUCUCUCUACUUCUCCCCCUCUUUAUCAUGUUUAUCCUCCUCUUCUCUAUCUUCUUUAUCGUCCUUCCCCUCUUUCUCUUCCUCAUCACUUUAUCUCUUCUCCCUUUCUCCCAAAGAGUCGCCUUCUAUAUCACCCGAUCUCUUCUUUGAUUUCAUUCAAUUUGCCUUUCUUUCUUUCCUUUCCCCAACUCCCACUGUAAUGCACUGCACUACGGAAACUUUUAGUGUUGCCUGCUCCUUGCAUUUGUCGGACGUGCUUACGUAUUCUCACUACUCUCUCUCGCUCUCUCUCUCUCUCUCACUACUCUCUCUCUCUCACUACACUCUCACUCUCUCUCACUACUCUCGCUCUCUCUCUCUCACUACUCUCUCUCUCACUACACUCUCUCUCUCACUACUCUCUCUCUCUCUCACUACUCUCUCUCUCACUACACUCUCUCUCUCUCACUACUCUCUCUCUCUCUCACUACUCUCUCUCACUACACACACUCUCUCUCACUCUUAA
Acanthosepion pharaonis is the source of this 1269-nucleotide messenger RNA. Lineage: Eukaryota; Metazoa; Mollusca; Cephalopoda; Sepiida; Sepiidae. The record is from the annotation of a GenBank genome assembly.